Molecule: messenger RNA, 2429 nt
Organism: Syngnathus acus (greater pipefish)
Lineage: Eukaryota; Metazoa; Chordata; Actinopteri; Syngnathiformes; Syngnathidae
Gene: adss2
Product: adenylosuccinate synthase 2
Exons: 13
Coding region: 127-1473 (448 amino acids)
Biological process (GO): IMP metabolic process; 'de novo' AMP biosynthetic process
Cellular component (GO): cytoplasm
Molecular function (GO): GTP binding; adenylosuccinate synthase activity
Source: RefSeq, a predicted model, not a curated record
UGUUACUCGGUUGCGUCGAACGUUGCCGUGGGAGUGGGCUGGCGCCUGGACCACUCCAUUCAGUUCUAUUGGCGAGCCACAAAUUAAGCGCUAGUCAGUCCCAGAGCCCCCCAGCAGCGGUCGGAUAUGUCGGAAAGUGGGUGCCAGGAGCCGGCGACGCGGCCAGGCAUACCGUCGGUGGGUAACCGAGUAACGGUGGUGCUGGGCGCGCAGUGGGGCGACGAGGGGAAGGGCAAAGUUGUGGACCUGCUGGCGCAAGACGCCGACAUGGUGUGCAGAUGUCAGGGCGGCAACAACGCGGGACACACCGUGGUGGUCGACUCAGUGGAGUACGACUUCCACCUCCUCCCCAGCGGCAUCAUUAACCCCAACGUCACCGCCUUCAUCGGUAAUGGUGUGGUGAUCCACCUCCCGGGACUGUUUGAAGAGGCCGCAAAGAACGAGCGAAAAGGCAAAAGUCUGAAAGACUGGGAGAAAAGGUUGAUCAUCUCAGACCGGGCGCACAUUGUGUUUGACUUCCACCAAGCCGUGGACGGCGUUCAGGAGCAGCUGAGGCAAGAGCAAGUAGGCAAGAAUCUGGGGACGACAAAGAAGGGCAUCGGUCCGGUGUAUUCGACCAAAGCGGCACGCAGCGGCCUCAGGAUAUGCGACCUGCUGGCCGACUUCACGCACUUCUCCGAGAGGUACAAAGUCUUGGCUCGGCAGUACCAAGCCAUGUACCCCAGUCUGCACAUAGACAUGGACGGCGAGCUGGCCAGAUUAAAGACGUACGUGGAGCAGAUCAAGCCAAUGGUGAGGGACGGUGUGCACUACAUGUAUGAGGCUCUUCACGGGCCUUCCAAGAACAUCCUGGUGGAGGGAGCCAACGCAGCACUGCUGGACAUUGACUUUGGGACAUACCCGUUUGUGACAUCGUCCAACUGUACGGUGGGUGGGGUGUGCACGGGUCUCGGCAUGCCGCCGCAGAAUGUCGGCCAGGUCUAUGGAGUGGUCAAGGCCUACACCACCCGGGUGGGCAUCGGGGCCUUCCCUUCUGAACAGAACAAUGACAUUGGUGAGCUGCUGCAGAGCCGUGGCAAGGAGGUCGGGGUGACCACGGGCAGAAAGCGCCGCUGCGGUUGGCUCGACCUGGUGCUCAUCAAAUACGCGCACAUGAUCAACGGCUUCACAGCUUUAGCACUAACCAAACUGGACAUACUUGACGUCCUCCCGGAGAUCAAAGUGGGCGUGGCGUACAAAGUUGACGGGCAAACUAUACCGCACUUCCCCGCCAACCAGGAGGUGCUCUUGCAUGUGGAGGUCCAAUAUGAGACGCUGCCAGGCUGGAACACCAACACGACGGCCGCCAGGAGCUUCGACGAGCUCCCGGAGAACGCCCAGAAAUACGUGUGCUUCGUCGAGGAGCACGUCGGAGUGCCUGUCAAAUGGAUCGGAGUGGGCAAAUCACGGGAGUCCAUGAUCCAGCGCUUCUAGACACCACCGACCUUGUCAGCCUCUUCCACCACGCACGCAGGCAGCCUAACUACCUGCUGGACUCUCUUGAUUCCCGACAUGACUGUGGAAUUGGGAAGGCAUUUUACACAUGUAUCGUCAGAACCGCUUCUGUGCCGAGAUUUGAAACCUCAUCAGCUGUUUGUACCGGAGCCUCAAUAAGCUCAGCAUACACCAGCGCCAUUAACACACAGUCGUGCCGUGCCGUAUCUGUCUGUUCUUCUGUUUUAAAGAUGCUUUGUGUUUCGUUCUGUCAGGUGGAAGUGGCACUUUUCUCACUGACAGGUAGCAGGUGUGUCAAACUCAUUUUUGUCGCGGGCCGCAUCGUAGUUACAGUUUCCUGUCAACCCAAAUAAAUGUACGAACGCCUCAUAUUAUAUACAGUAUAAGCUACAAAACAAACUGACAAAUAAUUUGUUUUGAAAUCAGACUCGUGAAAACUUCUUAAAUAUUUUAAAAAGAUGACUUUUAAAAGUGGACAAUUUGCAAUUUUAGUGAUAUAUUUACUGCACCAUUUGUCUUUGUCGGGCUACAGAAAAUGAUGUGGCGGGCCGUAUAUGGCCCCCGGGCCUUGAGUUUGACACAUGUGGGUAAAAGGGAUCUUUUCAUAUUUGCCUUUGUUUGCAGUCAAUGAAAACGACGCAACCAAAAAGAGAUUUCAAACUUGUAGCCACUCGUCUUUCUUCCUGUUACACACAACCCAUACCCCCGUUUUCUUUGUAACGGUUUUAUUCACACUGAGUUUCCCUUUAAUUGCCACAGAAAGUCUGGUGUAACGCUUACUUACUCUUGGGUUCUGAUUGCUGUUACUGUUGCACUUUUUUGUAAUUUAAAUAAAUUUUAUGGAUCAGAGCAAAUGGAGCUCGAGCCUCACAGUGAAAAUUAAAUGUGGAAUACUGAUUUUAUUCAUUUAGAAAAUGUAAUAUACUGUAUCCAUA